Medicago truncatula (barrel medic) is the source of this 1554-nucleotide messenger RNA. RefSeq names its product glucuronokinase 1. Gene Ontology annotation, molecular function: ATP binding. Lineage: Eukaryota; Viridiplantae; Streptophyta; Magnoliopsida; Fabales; Fabaceae. The transcript has 6 exons. Bases 163 to 1257 code for a protein of 364 amino acids. The record is from RefSeq and is a predicted model, not a curated record.
UCUUUAAACAAAAUUAGGCUUGUCCGGCCGUAUUUCCACCUGUCUUGACAUGUCACGAGUACGGUAUGAGCUGAGUUAUUUUGGUCUAAUAAAACGGUGCUAGAUUGAAUUGAUUUGUCAUAAAAGAGAGAGAGAGAGAGAGAGAGAAAGAGGUGAAUCAAAAUGGAAGGAGGUGGUGAUGAUGAUCAUGCAGCGGCGGCGGCGGUGGUGAUUGAACACAAAGCAUAUGCAAGAGUUGGAUUGUUAGGAAAUCCAAGCGAUGUAUAUUACGGCAAUACUAUCGCUUUCAGUAUUUCCAAUUUCUUUGCCACCGUUAAGCUCAUUCCUUCCAUUGAACUCAUCAUUCAACCUCAUCCUACUCAUGAUCUUGUCAACUUCUCUUCCAAUCAUCAAUUGGUUGAUAGGAUAAAUGCUGAAGGUUAUUAUGGAGGAGUUCGAUUGCUUAUGGCUAUUUAUAAAGUUUUUUAUAAUUAUUGUAAAGAUAAUAAUAUUCAUCUUCAUCAUACCAAUUUCACUCUUUCCUAUGAUACUAACAUCCCUCGUCAGAGUGGACUUUCGGGCUCUAGUGGGAUUGUGUGUGCUGCCUUGAACUGCUUUCUUGAUUUCUACAAAGUCAGGCAUCUAAUCAAGGUGGAGGUGAGGCCUAACCUUAUCCUUGCCGCAGAGAAAGAACUUGGAAUAGUUGCAGGUCUUCAAGAUCGGGUGGCGCAAGUUUAUGGUGGACUAGUUUACAUGGACUUCAACAAGGAAAACAUGGAUAAACUAGGGCAUGGAAUUUAUAUACCAAUGGAUUUGAGUCUGCUCCCACCUCUAUACCUUAUCUAUGCAGCGAAUCCUAGUGAUUCUGGGAAGGUUCAUAGUAAAGUACGGCAGAGGUGGCUUGAUGGUGAUGAGUUCAUUGUGACAUCAAUGCUUGAAGUGGCAUGUAUUGCGAAAGAAGGAAAGACUGCAUUAGAAGAAAAGAACUAUUCCAAACUGGCAGCCCUCAUGAAUCGAAAUUUUGACCUGCGAAGGUUAAUGUUUGGAGAUGAUGCACUUGGUGAUGUGAACAUAAAAAUGGUAGAGGUUGCUAGGAAGGUUGGAGCGGCGUCAAAAUUUACAGGUAGCGGAGGAGCUGUUGUUGCAUAUUGUCCUGAGGGGACUUCUCAAGCAAAGCUUCUUGAGGAUGAAUGUCAUAAAGCAGGAUUUGUUUUGAUACCUCUUGAACCUUUUCCUUCUCGUUUAAAUGAAGCGGACUUGAAAAUCUUGAAGAUGUAAUGUACUUGUCUAACUCUGAAGAUUAGUUGUUCUCCAGAAGAAGCAUAUCCAUCCCAUUAAUUAUGAGUUGGAAUUUUCAAUAUGAGAUUCAUGUUUUUUUAUGGAUGAAUUUAAAAAUGAAAACACAUGGGUUGAAUAUGGUCCAGUUUUUUUGUUGUUGAGAGGUUUAUGUACUGAGAUUUAUAUUUGUAUCGUGCAUAUGGAUACAAAUCUUCAAUGAUUCAGAAUUCGGGAAAGUACCUUUUUUUGCUAGUAAAUACCCAAGUACCCAAUUUGAUUUCCAAAAUUAUAGUACCA